Nicotiana attenuata is the source of this 850-nucleotide messenger RNA. Its product is annotated as non-specific lipid-transfer protein-like protein At2g13820. NCBI's taxonomy places the organism in Eukaryota, Viridiplantae, Streptophyta, Magnoliopsida, Solanales, Solanaceae. Gene Ontology annotation, molecular function: lipid binding. Gene Ontology annotation, biological process: lipid transport. Bases 92 to 670 code for a protein of 192 amino acids. The transcript has 3 exons. The record is from RefSeq and is a predicted model, not a curated record.
GCACUCAAACCUGACAAAAAAAAAAAAACAUAACCAAAUUUCUUUUUCUUUUGCUCUUUUCUGAAAAUCUGUUUUAUCCUCAAAAACAAAAAUGGCAUCGAAAAUCAAUGUGAUGGCUCUAGUUAUUACUCUUGUGGCCUUUUUUGGGACUGGAGCUUUAGCUCAAUCAAGUUGCAUGACUACACUUGUAAGCUUGUCCCCGUGUUUGAAUUAUGUUAGUGGAAAUUCAUCAACACCAUCUUCAUCUUGCUGCACUUCACUAUCUAGUGUUGUCCAGUCCAAUCCUCAAUGCCUUUGUGUUUUGGUUAAUGGUGGUGGUUCUAAUCUUGGCAUUGCCAUUAAUCAAACUCUUGCUCUUGCAUUACCUAGUGCUUGUAAUUUACAAACUCCUCCAGUGAGCCGGUGCAAUGCUGCAAAUGGACCAACUGCUUCAGCUGCAGUACCAGCAAGUUCUCCUACAGGUUCCACUACCCCAUCUGAUUCCUCAAAUGAACUUCCAACAACUCCAUCAGGAUCAGGCUCCACUGUUCCAACAGGCGCUACAGGUUCUAAAACAGUUCCUUCAACACCUGGAUCGUCAUCAGCAGGAAACAACUCAAAAAUUUCAAUCAGUUUAGUUGGAUUCCUCCUAUUUGUUGCAUCAUUUGCUUUCACUUCUAGGGGAUUCUGAGUUUGUGGAGCAUCAUGAGAGCUUGAGGAAAAAGUCAUUUUUAUGUCAAUGUUGUAUUAAUAGAACAGUACUACUGUUAUUCUUUUGGUUUCUCUGUUUUUAGUAGGAGUGUCACAUUGGUUGUAAUUUAGCUAUUUAUUGUUGCUUAUUUGAUUAAUAUAUUCAGGAUUUAUUCUGUCA